This is a messenger RNA of Oreochromis niloticus (Nile tilapia), 2004 nucleotides long. It is a transcript of the gene vdac3, whose product is annotated as voltage-dependent anion channel 3. The transcript is spliced from 11 exons. Gene Ontology annotation, molecular function: voltage-gated monoatomic anion channel activity. Bases 149 to 1120 code for a protein of 323 amino acids. Gene Ontology annotation, cellular component: mitochondrial outer membrane. NCBI's taxonomy places the organism in Eukaryota, Metazoa, Chordata, Actinopteri, Cichliformes, Cichlidae. Gene Ontology annotation, biological process: monoatomic anion transmembrane transport. The record is from RefSeq and is a predicted model, not a curated record.
CAAUGUCACUUGCACAACGGCCCCGCCCUCUGCUGGAGGUCUGACCUGCGCCUGCUCAGUCUGGUUUCCUCUGCUUUCUUCACUGUGCUCCGCUGCAGCGAGCAGUCCUUUUAAACUCUGCAACACUCCGCUACAAAAAUAAAGAGUCAUGGCACAGAAUGUUGGGAUUGUACUGCAGCAGGACAUGCCAGGAAAAGGCAAACAUGCAGAAAACAAAGACCACUGUGUGACGUGUCAGAGCCACGCACCAAAGGGACAUGGCACAAUGGCCGUCCCUCCUGGAUACUCGGAUCUGGGGAAAUCUGCCAAAGAUAUCUUCAGUAAAGGCUUUGGCUAUGGAAUACUGAAACUAGAUGUUAAGACCAAGUCUCAAAGUGGAGUUAUGGAGUUCACCACUUCUGGCUCCAACAACACAGAUACAGGGAGGUCAGGAGGCCACCUGGAGACCAAGUACAAAAUGAAAGAUCUGGGCCUCACCUUCAACCAGAAGUGGAACACUGACAACACUCUAACAACAGAAAUCACGUUGGAGGACCAGCUGGCUAACGGCCUGAAGCUCGGUCUGGACACAUCAUUUGUGCCGAACACUGGCAAGAAGAGCGCCAAACUGAAGACCAGCUACAAGCGGGACUUUGUGAAUGUGGGCUGUGACCUGGACUUCGACAUGGCUGGCCCCACUGUCCACACAGCGGCCGUGCUUGGCUUCGAGGGCUGGCUGGCUGGUUACCAGAUGGCUUUCGACACUGCCAAAUCUAAACUCAUCAAGAACAACUUUGCCCUUGGAUACAAGGCUGGUGAUUUCCAACUUCAUACCAGCGUUAAUGAUGGCACAGAGUUCGGUGGCUCCAUUUACCAAAAGGUGAACAGCAACCUGGAAACAGCCGUCAACCUGGCCUGGACAGCAGGCAGCAAUAACACACGCUUUGGACUUGGAGCCAAAUACCAGCUGGAUAAGGAUGCAUCCCUCUCUGCCAAGGUUAACAACGCCUGCCUCGUUGGAGUUGGAUACACACAAACACUCAGGCCAGGAGUGAAGCUCACCCUCUCUGCUCUGAUCGACGGGAAGAACGUGAACGCCGGUGGACACAAAAUCGGCCUCGGUUUCGAGCUGGAGGCGUAAGGAUUGAACAGGACUGGCAAGAGGAGAGGAAAGCAAACGCAGGAGAAGAAUACACCACUAUGGCCCCACUCAGCAACGCAUCAACACAUCUUCCCUCUGAGACACACACACUUUGGCCUUAACCCUGAAACUCCAAACAGCCUCCAAGACCUCUAGUACUGUAAUUCUAAAGCAAUCAAGUAUUUCACAGUGUUAUUGACAUGACCCACACAUCAGUUUUGAGCAUAUAUUACCAGAGUACCGCAUACAAUAGUCUUGCAGCCAGUUUAUUCAAAUACCCCAUUCUCUAAAUACUGUGCUACAUCUCGGCUGCUUUGGCCAGACAAAGUGCACUUUUAAUAGCAUGUGUCAAACCUUUGUAUUGUGUCUGAAGCACCCUGUCAUUCUGUGUUAUUCAUGAAGGUUUUGUUCAGAUACUCUGGGAUUUAGACAUUAGUGAGAUUGUUAGAGGGUGCUUGUUAAGGUAUAUUGUAGUUUUGUUGCACGCUUUAAAUGCUAAUAAGGUUUUUUUCCUUUUUUUUUGACUUUUCAUUGUCAUAUUGACAACUGAUGCAAUAGAGGCUAGAGAGAAAUAAGCAGGAAAAAAACGGGUCAUGUGUCUGACUGAGUGGACUGCCUUUGUUUCCACCAUUAGACCUAAAUAAAACAGUAAAACACUGUGAGCCCUCGGUUGCCUAUAAGUUUAUUUUUCAGGUUUUGUUUGGUCAAAAAAUUAGGAUGUCUGUAUGACCUCUUUGUCUUGUCAUGUUUUGUGUCCUGUAACUGUUAAACCUUGAGCACUACAUUUUACUUUACCUGUGCUGUGCUUUGUAUAGGAAGUUAGCCAUCAUUUAGGACCUCAAACUGACUUUAUUGAAUGAAUGAAAUAAAGACUUUAAAACAGA